Molecule: messenger RNA, 751 nt
Organism: Lemur catta (Ring-tailed lemur)
Lineage: Eukaryota; Metazoa; Chordata; Mammalia; Primates; Lemuridae
Product: proline-rich protein HaeIII subfamily 1-like
Exons: 2
Coding region: 175-744 (189 amino acids)
Source: RefSeq, a predicted model, not a curated record
GAUCCCUCAAGGGGGGCACUAAGGAUUCUCCGGCGACGACUGGCUCCCCAAGCCCCCUUGAGAAAGACCCUCAGGAACUAUGCCUCAAGAUCCUUCUAUGCGGAUCCCCCAGUACUAAGUCUGUCACAGGUUGGCUCUCGAAGUCCCCAAGACUCCGAGAAAGGGGUCGCCCCCAUGGGGCCCCUCACGUGUUGGCUCCCCGGGUCCCCCAGCGAGGAGAUGCCCGGAGACAGGUCUCCAGAUCCCGGGGGGAAGAGAUCGCCAAGACUCGGGACCCCUCAAGCUCAACCCCAGCCCCAGCCCACGAAUCCCCGAGACCAGAUGCUCAGACGACGCGGUCUCCCCGCGCCCGCCCGCCAGGCCCGGGCCCCGCACCGUGCUCCCGGCCGCCGGAACGCCCCACCGAGCUCCCGAGACUCAGGACCCGUCGCUCCGGCCAGCUCCGGCAGGCGCCACCGUCGCCACAACCGCUUCACCAGGAGCGACGCUCGCAGCGCGUCCUGGGGGCCGCCAUCUUCCCGCCCACGUGACCGGCCGGACGGCACCAACGCAGCUCGGGGGGGGGAUCCAGCGAAAGGCUCCCAGGAAGGACAGAGGCCCGGAAGCCUGAGUCGGCACCAGUGCCAUAGCUCACACUACUACAUCGGCAGCCGUCCCGCGACAUUCCUCAGGGAACGGAACUGGCAACGCCGCCCCUUUUCCGGAAAAGAUUCUCUCCGACCUCCCCUCCCGAGGUUACACUAGUUUGCAG